AGCCCGGCGCCCCAGAGGCCGCGAGUGAGGAGGCCGGGCCUCCUGGGCGCGGCGCGGCGGAGGAGCUGGGGACGAGGCGGACGCGGGCAACUCGCCCGGCCGCCGCCGCCGCCGCCGCCGGCCCUGCAGCCCCCGCCUCGGCCUCGCGCUCCGGGCCCGGCGGCCGCGGCCGGAGCCGCCGAGAUGGCGGGCGGGCACUGCGGCGGCGGCUUCGGGCCCGCGGCGGCGGCCGGCAGCGGCGAGAUCGUGCAGCUGAACGUGGGGGGCACGCGAUUUAGUACCUCAAGACAAACUCUUAUGUGGAUUCCAGAUUCUUUUUUUUCCAGUUUGCUGAGUGGAAGAAUCUCAACACUGCGGGAUGAAACUGGUGCUAUAUUUAUUGAUAGAGAUCCGGCAGCAUUUGCACCCAUUUUAAAUUUUCUUCGGACAAAAGAACUAGACUUAAGGGGAGUAAGCAUUAACGUUCUCAGGCAUGAAGCAGAGUUUUAUGGGAUCACGCCACUGGUGAGACGGCUGCUGCUGUGCGAAGAGCUGGAGCGCUCGUCCUGUGGCAGUGUGCUCUUCCACGGUUAUCUGCCCCCGCCAGGUAUCCCUCCUCGUAAAAUAAACAACACUGCUAGGUCUUCUGCUGACUCCAGGAACGGUCUGAACUCCAUAGAGGGCGAAGCCCGGGGUGGUGGUGCGCAGCCCGUCCUGGCCGCUGCUGGGGAAGAGGCUGGUAGGCGGGCAGGGUUUCCUGUGGAUCCGAGGAAGGUGCUAAUAGUAGCCGGCCAUCACAACUGGAUCGUGGCUGCAUACGCCCACUUUGCUGUGUGCUACAGAAUCAAAGAAUCUUCAGGAUGGCAGCAAGUGUUUACGAGCCCAUACUUAGAUUGGACCAUUGAACGCGUGGCCUUGAACGCCAAAGUGGUUGGGGGCCCUCAUGGAGACAAAGACAAAAUGGUGGCCGUUGCCUCGGAGAGUAGCAUCAUCCUGUGGAGCAUUCAGGAUGGAGGCAGUGGCAGUGAGAUCGGAGUCUUCAGCCUUGGUGUCCCAGUAGACGCACUCUUCUUUAUUGGGAACCAGUUGGUGGCCACCAGUCACACGGGGAAAGUGGGAGUGUGGAAUGCAGUCACGCAGCACUGGCAGGUUCAGGAUGUUGUCCCCAUAACUAGUUACGACACCGCGGGGUCCUUUCUCCUCCUGGGAUGUAACAACGGAUCAAUAUAUUACAUAGAUAUGCAGAAAUUCCCUUUGCGCAUGAAGGAUAAUGAUCUUCUUGUUACAGAACUCUAUCAUGAUCCUUCCAAUGAUGCUAUUACUGCUCUGAGCGUUUACCUCACACCCAAAACAAGUGUCAGCGGGAACUGGAUCGAGAUCGCCUAUGGUACGAGCUCUGGAGCAGUGCGAGUGAUUGUGCAGCACCCGGAGACGGUGGGGUCAGGCCCUCAGCUCUUCCAGACCUUCACAGUUCACCGAAGCCCUGUGACAAAGAUCAUGCUGUCGGAGAAGCACCUGGUAUCAGUCUGUGCAGAUAACAAUCAUGUGCGCACAUGGACGGUGACGCGGUUCAGAGGCAUGAUCUCUACUCAGCCGGGCUCCACACCUUUAGCGUCAUUCAAGAUUCUGUCUUUGGAGGAGCCAGAGAGCCAGGGGAGCUGCUCCUCUGGGAAUGACAUAGGGCCUUUUGGAGAGCGAGAUGACCAGCAGGUGUUUAUUCAGAAAGUUGUUCCCAUCACUAACAAAUUGUUCGUCCGGCUGUCGUCUACUGGGAAGAGGAUCUGCGAGAUCCAGGCUGUGGACUGCACGACCAUCUCCGCCUUCACCGUACGCGAGUGCGAGGGCUCCAGCAGGAUGGGCUCGCGGCCACGGCGCUACCUGUUCACAGGCCACACCAACGGCAGCAUCCAGAUGUGGGACCUGACCACGGCGAUGGACAUGGUCGGCAGGAGCGAGGACAAGGACGUAGGGGGCCCGACUGAGGAAGAGCUGCUCAAGCUGCUGGAUCAGUGUGACCUGAGCACGUCGCGCUGCGCCACCCCGAACAUCAGCCCUGCCACCUCUGUGGUUCAGCACAGCCGCCUGCGAGAGUCCAGUUCCAGCCUUCAGCUUCAGUACCAUGAGCCCCUCCACGAGGCGGCGACCUAUGGCUCUGUGCGGCCUUACAGGGAGAGCCCUCUGCUAGCGAGGGCCAGGAGGACGGAGAGCUUCCACAGCUAUAGGGAUUUCCAGAUGGUCACCUUCAGCAGAGGCCCCGAGAGAGCGGUCCCCGAGAACGGCGGCCUGGGGCCAGCGCCGGCCGAGGUGAAAGGAGCUGCGGGCGAGGGCCACGUAGCUGAGAGGAGGUCCCCAGGGACCGAGCCGAAGAGCUCCCGAGAGCUGGAGGGCGGUCUGGAGGUGCACAGAGUGGCUGAGGAGCUUUUGGAAGCCAGGAAGCGGUCAUCAGAAGAGGAGAAUGAAAAUAAAACAGAACUGAAGAAGAAGGGCGGCUUCGAGGGCGGUGGGCUCCUGGGAAGGAGGAAGGCGCCCCAUCCCGCCUCUUCCCCCAGCACCUCGGACGGAGGCCCCGACUCCCCCGGGACCGCCUCCCCGUCGCCCACAAAGACCACGCCAUCUCCUCGGCACAAGAAGAGCGAUUCUUCGGGUCAGGAGUACAGCUUGUGAGAAUUCACCCUGGGAGUGGCGGUUCGUUAGGUUCAGAUGGAAAUUAUGUUUUCCUGGAUUUCAGUACAUUUGUUUUUACACUAAGAGAUAAAAUUGGACUGCAGCUAGUAUCUUUUUAACACAGUUGCCUGGAUAAGGAGAUACAGCAAUCACAUCUACGGACAUUUUGGACAUUUUUUAGUUUUCAGGCACAUAUGACAGAUCAUUCAUGGAGCGGACUCACUGUAACAUGUAGCUUGCUCGUCUCGUAGUCUCUGUCUUAGUGGGGUGCUGUCGUGUGCGCUCGGGGCCAGACGUGGGGACCAGAGGCCACACUGCUGAUCCCAACCGUGCUGACUCUCGUCCUGCAAUGUCACCGUAAGUGAGUCACGUAAUUCUCCUUGGUCCUGGGCCCUUGUUGUGUUGCAGUGUGUUUACCAGAUACUUGAUGAGGUGCUAUGUCUGUGGAAAAUACCAUGUAACUCAAAACACUAGUGUCAGUGCCAGACUGCUGUGCGGGAGGCCUUCUAGGGUCACUUUAGUUUGUGGGUCAUUUUCUGAUUCUUGUUGGCAGUUCUCAGAUCUUAACGUGCAUCACCAAUAUUUAAUGCUUCAAGUCCCCAUGAACUUUAUUUCAAGUUGGAGCAAUUGUCCAUGUUUGCAGAUGACAUAAAAAAUAAUAAUUAGGGCAGAGCUCUGAGUAUCCAAAAGGAAAACUCUCCCAGUUGCUAAUUUGCCUUGUUUCAGGAAUCACCAUAUUACUUUCAGUGUUAAUAAUCCAAUAAUUAAAUAUGCCCAUUAUACUACACUUAAGGAUGUGUAGUUGUGGAUGUUUGGUUAAAGGUUUUUACUGGUGUAAAAAUGUUGUUUUGAAUAUAUUUUGAAUUGUAAGAGAAGAAAAAAAUUUUUGUACAUUUUUCCUUCAUUUAAUUGGAAUGAAUGUCAAGUUUCAGCAAAUAGGGGAAGUGUAAAUUUAAACAAGCAUUCAUUGCUAAAUAAUGUGUAUAUAUUUCCAUUCCAAGAAAUAUAUGUGCGUGAAGUUGGAAUAAAUGCUUUAAAGUUUACUGUAUUGUCAGUGAUUUUCACAAAAAUCUCGGUAUUUAUUUAUCAGCUUAAUCAAAUAAAAAUUAUUAAGACAGUA
Molecule: messenger RNA, 3763 nt
Organism: Cavia porcellus (domestic guinea pig)
Lineage: Eukaryota; Metazoa; Chordata; Mammalia; Rodentia; Caviidae
Gene: Kctd3
Product: potassium channel tetramerization domain containing 3
Exons: 18
Coding region: 184-2643 (819 amino acids)
Biological process (GO): protein homooligomerization
Molecular function (GO): protein binding
Source: RefSeq, a predicted model, not a curated record